Messenger RNA from Acanthochromis polyacanthus (spiny chromis), 6857 nucleotides. RefSeq names its product ankyrin repeat and SAM domain-containing protein 6. Bases 321 to 3113 code for a protein of 930 amino acids. NCBI's taxonomy places the organism in Eukaryota, Metazoa, Chordata, Actinopteri, Pomacentridae. The record is from RefSeq and is a predicted model, not a curated record. Gene Ontology annotation, molecular function: protein binding. Gene Ontology annotation, biological process: innate immune response. Gene Ontology annotation, cellular component: cytoplasm. The transcript is spliced from 18 exons.
CGUGUGCUACAUUGUGGUCCAUUAACGUCACCGUCAGCUUCCCAAACAAGUAACGGAACCGGGCAGUGCCGGGUGGACGCCAGAAAGUUGUUUUGUCCUAAAGAAAGGAGUAAAUGUUGAGACUGGAGCUGAGUUCGUGGCUUUAGUGUUUGAGAAGAAGAAGAUUACUUCCUGUCCCGUAGACUAAACUUUAUUUUACGGUGCGUCAUGACUCCCAAACGGAGGCCGCCGCCGACUGACAGAGGAAAAGUUCUGCUCCGUUACCGUCCCUGAAACCAAGUGGAACUGAAUGGAGGCGCAGUAAUACGGUAAAUGAAGACAUGAAUUUCGGCGUCCCCGCGAACUCCUUGCUUCUCCUCCGUGCCUGCGAUGAGGGGGAUUACGAGACGGCCCGGGGCAUCCUGGAGCCCGGAGCCUCCAGGGAGUCCGGGCGGCAGAGCAGGCUGCGGUCCGAGGCGGGCUCGGAGUGCCCCGCCGCGGACAUAUUGUCUCUAGUGCCGGUGGACUGCACGGACGAGGAGGGCAACACCGGCCUGCAGUUCGCCUCGGCCAGCGGACACGAGAACCUGGUCCGAUUCCUGCUGCGGAAGGGGGCUUCGGUGGACAGCCGGAACAACUACGGCUGGACCCCGCUGAUGCAGGCUGCGAGGUUUGGUCACCUGACUGUUGCCCAUAUUCUCCUGGAGAACGGGGCAGAGAUUAACGGACGGAACCGGCUGGGUGCGAGCGUCCUCACUAUGGCAGCUCGUGGAGGACACACUCAUGUAGUGAAGCUACUUCUGGAGAGUAACGCCUUCGUCGAUGACUAUGAUCAUCUGGCUGUUGCUGCAGACGCCGUCUCCAACGGCAACAACAACAACAGCUGCAGUGCAGCUGGAUUUGGACCGGGGGAAGGCUGUCCAGGAGGAGGAGGCAGAGAGUUCAUGGACAUCACAGCCCUGAUGGUGGCGUCACAGCACGGGCACGAGGCCACCGUACGCCUGCUGCUAGAGUGGGGCUCAGAUGUGAACUUUUCACAGAAGACCACCGGCUGGGGACCACUGAUGAUAGCCACCCUCAGUGGGAAGGUGGCCGUGGCUCAGCAGCUGGUGGAGCGCGGAGCUGACCCAGACCGAAUCAACGUUCUGUCCAAAACGGCCUUUGAACUGUCCAUGCAGCUAAAACAGAGAGACAUCAAGGCCUAUCUGGACUGCAUCACCACCGUCAGACCCCAGACAGACGAUGAGAGGAGAAGGCCAGAUGUGUUCAGUGCGCUCAAGCUGGGAAAUUCACAGCUAGUCAAAGAGAUCCUGGAGGAGGAUCCUGCUCAGGUGAAUUCGUCCAAUCAGGAGGGAGCGUCACCUCUCAUGAUGGCAGCGGUGAGCGGUCAGCUGGAGGUGGUGCAGCUGAUGGUGGAGAAGAAUGCCGACAUAGACAAACAGGAUGGAGUCCAUGGGUGGACCGCUUUAAUGCAGGCCACCUACCACGGCAAUAAAGACAUUGUCAAGUACCUGUUGAGUCAAGGGGCUGACGUCAACCUUCGAGCUAAGAAUGGAUACACAGCCUUUGAUUUGGUGAUGCUGCUCAACGACCCAGACACGGAGCUGGUCCGUCUGUUAGCAUCAGUGUGUAUGCAAGUAGACAAAGACAAGUCCAAACAGCGUGGCAGAGCUUCAGUUACUCGCUCCAAAAGCCGACAGUCUCUCAGCAAUGUCCCUGUGCCGCCUGACGACAAGGGAGGCCUUAAGUCCUGGUGGAGUCGGAUGUCAAACCGCUUUCGGCGGCUGAAGUUGACGCACACACUGAGGCACGGGCUUUCAUCCAAUCGCCUCGCUCCAUUCCCUGAUGACGCAGAAACUUCGCUGGAUGCCACAAUGAAGGCGGAUAGGAAACCUGCUGCUGCGUCUAAUGGUGCCGUGGCACCAAGUCCUGCCCUGGGAGGGAAUGACAUGAGCACGGCCUGGGCGGUCAAGACCAAAGAUACUGGUCAUUGCAGAACAUCCUCAGAAAAGGAGGAUUUUCUAAUAACCACAAUGCUGAGAAGUGGUGCCCCUCUGACCCGUCUGCCAAAUGACAAACUAAAAGCAGUGAUUCCUCCUUUCUUGCCUCCGUCUAACUUUGAGUCGUGGAACUCGGACCGUUCACGUCUCCUCAGAGAGGGGAAGAGCGAAGUGCCCCGCCUGCCCAUGCCCCCACAGAGGAAGCUCAACAGCAGUGGAAACUCAGAUAUCACAUCCAUCAGUCGUGUGGUUAGCAGAUCCAUUAAGUUUCCCAGCAUCCCUAAGGGCCCCUCCUCGUCCUCUCCCUCCAACUCUGGUCACUACCACUCUCCCCACUCCUCCGGAGGCUCUAAUGGAGUAGCCGGACUCAACAGGGACUCUCACAACCGCUCAGGGGGCAGUGCAGACAGCGUUCUCUCCCAAAUAGCUGCCCAACGUAAAAGAGCAGCUGGCCUGAUAGAAGUGAAAGCUCAAGCCCCAGAGAAACAGCACAGCCAGACACAGAGCCAACCCCCACUGCCAAGUUCAGCACAUGUCCUGCAGCCGCCUGAUAUCAGCCUCCCUGACAUUCACUCCCACCCCAGCCUGGUCGCCUCUGACAUCCACUCCAGAAGGAAGUUGAAAAAUAGACCUCAGUCUGGGAAUUCCUCCACCUCCAAGAGCACAUCGCCAACGCUAACCCCCUCUCCUUCCCCAACGCCCAAGAUUCCUCCUGGACCGGGAGACUCUCUGUCCUCAGCUUCUUCUCAUCCACGAUCCAAGAGCAGCGGUGGCUCCAGCAGUGGAACCAUCACUGAUGAAGAUGAGCUGUCUAGUAUUUUGAAGAAACUGUCACUUGAGAAAUACCAGCCGAUAUUUGAAGAACAAGAGGUAGACAUGGAAGCGUUCCUGACCCUCACAGAUGGAGACUUGAUGGAGCUGGGCAUCAAAACAGACGGACCCAGACAGCAGAUCUUAGCCGCCAUAUCAGAGCUCAAUGCUGGAAAGGGCCGAGAGAGGCAGAUCCUCCAGGAGACCAUCCAUAACUUCCAGUCUUCCUUUGGCAGCAGCGCCAGCAACCCGAGGCAGCCAGGACAACCACGCUCUCCAACAAGUUGGAUGAGACACCAGGUUCGCUCCUCCAGCAAGAGGUAACCCAUCAGCCCUGAUGCCCACAAGGAAGUACACCAAGAGUAAAUUGCUGGUGAUCCCCUGCCAAGGUACGAAUAAUAAGGAGUCUUCUGGACGCCAGUGUCCCAGAUCACUAGCGGUCUUUGAGCAAGAGGACGCUGUAGUGAAAUGACUAAACAGGCCCUGAUAAACUGCCUUUAUGGGACUUGCCUGGACCGAGCUGCCUUUAAGUAUUCCUCUUAUGGAUUCCACAGGAGGAGAGAUGUGACAGAGCCGACUGAGAUCAGUGCCCUGCUGCUUUCAACAAAGCACAUGAUGUGUGGCAAAUGAUUUACUUUUUUGCCAUUAAUAAUGCAGUUGCCAAAUCUACUGCUAGUGCUGCCGAGAUGUUAGAGAGCUGGGAGCGCUGAAAGACGAGAGCAUCUCAGCCACAACAUUAAGACCACUUGCUUUACUUACUGCCACCAAAAUGACUGACCCGUUGGGAAACGGGGUGAAAUCUCCCGUGGAAUCACCUGGAUGUUGGAUCCUUUGGGACUUAUGGGUUGGGCCAAUCGGAUUGUAAUCUAGUAGGUUUAGAGGAUGGGCAAACGCCUUGGGCUCUUUGUUGUGUUUCUCAAGCUUUUCCUGAGCAGUUUUUGCAGUGUGGUGGGGCAUGUUGUUCUAUCCACUGUCAUCAGUGUGCUGCUGCCAAGGAAGGGUGCCGAACAGUUCAUUGUAACAAGUUGAUCAGUGUCAUUCACUUCAUCUGUCAGUGGUUUUAAUGUUGGUGCUGAUCAGUGCACACAGCAGAGGGAGUGAGUUUGAGCCAUGAGGGAUUUUUAUUUUAUCUCACUACAUGUGAGAGAUGCAGCAAAUGAAUUGUAAAAGAGGAAAGUUAAGUUCAAGAGAGAAGAAUAGAGAUUGUAAGUAUAUAACAGUAAAAGAGAAAUUAGUAGGAGACUGUGACAUGUUAAGGAAGAUGCAAUGACUGAGAAGGUGCACUGAUGAGGAGAGCAAAUGAAGAAAGGGAAUAGGACAUUAGCCAGACUUUUUUUAGUCAUCCAGUCUCUUGGACUGCUUUUACUAGUGUGUUUAUGUCUUGAAUUCACAAACCACUAUGUACACAGAUGAUUUUAGCAAAGCCUGUGCUGCCAUGAAUAAAUAAACAUUACGGUGAUGUAAUAACAAAAUGCUUUUUAAUAUCUUCUUGGACUUGGGAUGAGAAGACGUUGGCAGAAACGUUUUGGGAGCCUUUUAUGAGGAAUAUAAAUUUAGUUAAAAAGAGGUGCAUUGAGCAAUACUUUCCACUGAGCCUGUUCCAUGUUUUUUCCUCUGGCUCCACCAUUUAACAGUUGGUCUGCAUGGAGACAGAUGGAGUGCUAUAUCAUUCCUAAAUAUCAGGUCCUUACUUUAAUCCACGUCUUAAAUCCAGUCCAAUGAUGGGCUGUGGUGGUGUUCAGGAUUGGUCAGUUAAACAUGAGAUGACGCUGAUGUCACUUCCUGUUGAGUCACUGAGUCUGGGAAACAUGAGCAUCAUGAUGAACUGAAUCACUAUAUAAACAAAAUAAAACGUCUGUCCAAAAUUAAAAGCUGCAAAGUGAAAUAACUAUUCAGAGGUGAUUGGGUUUAAUAGUUGGAAACCAGCUCUCAGGUCCAGCUUUGCUUGUGUAAAAACUCUACAAGAAAACAAAUUAAAAUCCAUAAUGCAAAACCAUCUUCUUUCCACAAGAUGGCAGCGACCUCCUGUUGAUGCGGUAAAUUAUCAGCCGUACAGUACUCUAGAUCCUGUCUUCAGCUUUUUGACAGAGGGGUUUUGUUCAGCAUUUUAAACAUAGCUUGAGUGAAAUCUAAUUUUUUUUACCUGGUUACUGUUUACAUAUGGUGUUUUCGUUUUUAGGAACCAUGUUAAUGAGAUGAAAAGUCAACACCAUGGCUGAACAUUUACACCUUUAAAAUGUAACGGAUCUAAAGAGCCAAUCAUGCCAUUCUGCAGGGAGGAACGUUUCAUAUCAUAAUCCUUAAGAAUCAGAUUCCAAAAGUAACUUUCCAGUGUUUGAGCAGAGUUACAGGUGAGCUGGUGUGUUGAAGCUGCAGCGAUCAGUGGAGGGGUAGGUGAAGAAACGGGAGGGAACUUCAUAGAUCUGCACAAUCCAGAGGAAGCAACAGAGCUACAUCUAAGUCAUUUUAAGGCAGGAAGGGAUUAUUUUCAUGGGGAAAAAUGUAAAUAUGCAGCUAUGAUUUAAAAAACAUGCAAAGCUUCAAUCAAAAGCUUUUAGGGCUUUAAUCAAUGAGUGGAGAGGGAUUUAAAAGCUAGAGCGAAGCCUGUUCAUUUUGUUUUUGCCACUACAGUCUCACUUCACUCAGCUGCUCAUUGCAACUUUUUUUUUAUAGUGGCUAAUUGACAAUAUUGAGUCAGUUUGCUGAUUUGUUGAGGUUCAUUUAAGCUGAGCUAAGACACUAAAAGAGCUGAAAGAUUCAUUUCAGACAUGAUUCAAGAAAAGGAAAAAAAAACUUAAAUGAUGAUUUGAUGUAGUUUUUCUGCAAAAAGAACAGUAAGACUACAGUUUUCAAAUCUGUCAUGAGUUUUUUAUUUCCUAAAAACUCACAUCUGUGUAUCAAAGUUACAUGUUUAGAAGUUUUGUCUAUGUUAAUAAUCACUUCCUGCCUUGAAGUAGCUUAAAUGUAACUGUACACUGUUGCUUCUUCUAUAAUGUGCAGAUCUAUGCAGCCUCUCUCUCGACAUUCAUCCCUCCCCUUUCACAGCAGCUUGAGCACACCAGCUCAUCUAUGGCUCUUCGAAAACACUGUGAAACUAUUUUAGGCUACACAAUGGCAAAUUGUAAUAUGUCAAAUUCAACCACAUACACUACUGUGCCCUUUAUUCAUGUGCUAGCAUAACUGCACAAGGGUUUUCUACUCAUCAAUGAGCCUUUCAACACCAUUAGCUAACACAAUGUCGCAUUAGAACACAGGAGUGAUGGUUGCUGGAAAUGUUCCUCUGUACCCCUAUGGAGAUAUUCCAUUAAAAAUCAGACAUUUCCAGCUACAACAGUCAUUUACCACAUAAACAAUGUCUAGACUGGAUUUCUGAUUAAUGUUAUCGUCAUUGAAAAAAAUGCUUUUCUUUCAAAACUAAGAACAUUUCAAAAUGACCUCAAUCUUUUGAACAGUAAUGCAUGUUCAAAGCAGAAACCAAUUCUGAAGAAGAAUAAUGGUACAGAAAAUUUCACUAUGCAGCUUCAUAGGAUCGGUUCUGUGCUCAUGAUUUGUCCUCCAGCACAUAAAAAUCACCAUAUGAACAUCCAUCCAUCCUUUCUCUCUACACUGCUUAAUCCUCAUUAGGGUCGUGGAGGGGUUGGAGUCUAUCCCAGCUGAUUUAGGGUGAAGUGGAGGACACUCUGAACAGGUCACCAGUCUAUCACAGGGCGACAUAUACAGACAAUCACACUGAGAUUGACACCUAUGGCAAUUUAGAAUCAUCAAUUAACCUCAGCUUGUUUUUGGACUGUGGGAGGAAGCUGGAGUGCCCGGAGAAAACCCACGCAUGCACAGGGAGAACAUGCAAACUCCAUGCAGAAAGAUCCCCGAUUCAAGCUGGGGAUCUUCUAGCUGUGAGGCAACAGUGCUAACCACCGAGGCACUGUGCAGCCCACAGUAUGAACAACUUAAGAAAAAACAACUUGUUUUUCAUUGAAGGAGUCUUUUAAUAUACGGCAUAUUGUGUAUUAAAAGAUAAUCUGCUAUUUCACUCUUAUUGGAAAAAAUAAAGUCGACUUCCGGAUUCAA